Messenger RNA from Asterias rubens (European starfish), 2703 nucleotides. RefSeq lists its product as uncharacterized. The transcript is spliced from 12 exons. Gene Ontology annotation, biological process: lipid metabolic process. The record is from RefSeq and is a predicted model, not a curated record. Lineage: Eukaryota; Metazoa; Echinodermata; Asteroidea; Forcipulatida; Asteriidae. The coding region runs from base 328 to 1806 and encodes 492 amino acids. Gene Ontology annotation, molecular function: calcium ion binding.
CAUGAAUGAUUCUUUACAUAAAAUUAUGCGCAGUCAAUGCUUCUUUCCAUGUUUACAUGAACCGAUAGUCGAAGUUCACAAGCAUUCUAGACGGAAAUGCUGGCAUCACAUAACGGUCUUGCAUUACUGGUGUUUUCAUAAUUUUGUUUCGUGAGGAACCAAAGCUGCUACUGCACGAUAUGCUUCUAGUGUAAUGUUUUUUCGUCUGGAUAUUUAUACAGCUUCAUUUCGCAAACACCCUUUUCAUGUUGGACAAAUUUAACAUUCCUAAAACCUUCACGCAACACUCGGCAUUCGCUGCGAAAUCAACGUCUACGUGAUAACAAAAUGCCUAAGAAAUCACACGAGAUAACUGAAGCAAAACCGUUUCUGUCACGAGAAGUUCAACGGGAGUUCACAGAAGAUGAUUUCGAUUUUGAAAACCUUGCACUGGAAGGUGGCGGAAGUUCUGCAAUGGCUUACGUCGGAGCUAUCAGGGUACUAGAAGAACUUGGAUGGUUGAGGAACAUAAAGCGGUUUGCUGGCAGCAGUGCCGGGAGCAUUGUUGCGACUUUCCUAGCUAUAGGGUACAACUCCCAGGAGAUACAGAAACUAUUCCAAAGUGAUUUCACUCCUAUUAUGUAUGACGGUAGCUGCAUGCGAUGUGGGCAAGUUGUCCACCUGUUUAGACGAUUGGGGGCCCAUCCUGGAAAGAAACUCGAGAAUUGGAUAGCAAAUAAAAUCAAAGACAAGACCGGUGACAAAAACUACACCUUCAGACAGCUGUAUGAGAAAGAUCAUGUCGAGUUGUGUAUCUUAGCUACUGACCUGAGUAAGAUGGAUACGGUGUACUUCCACGUCAAAACCACUCCAGAUAUGCCCAUCUAUCUAGCUGCGAGGGCAUCGUCGUCUGUUCCAGGUCUUUUAAAACCUGUUAAAUGGAACAAGGGUGUCUUUGUAGAUGGUGGAGUUCUGUGCAACUACCCACUUCAUGUAUUCGAUGGGUGGUAUUUGUCAAUGGAGGAAGGAGACCAAUUUCUGAAAAGAUUUUCCGACUUGGCAAAAGUGAGUGAGAAAUGGACAACCGGAGAGCGGUUCGGCGAACCAGUCAACCAGAAAACACUUGGCGUCAUGACUUAUUCAGCUUCCGAUCCCGUCUUGAUGAAAGACUACAUGGAGAAAAGGACUAGUCACCACAAGAAAGUGGAAAUCAAAGAACCAAAGACUAAACUCCACAGAAAGAGAGACAAACAAGACAAGGCAAAUACAAAAGAAGUGAAGGAAAUGACGGCUGCGUUGGAUAGACUCAUUUCCGCACUUAACAAUGCUGAUAUAAACAGGGAUGGAAAAGUUACAAGACAAGAGUUCAGGAACUUUUAUAAAAAGACGGGAGCUAUACUGACUAAAGCAGACACCAAAUUGCUCUUUGGAAUCGUUACAAGCAAGAAUAUUGCAGACGCCAUCUUUGACAGAAUUGACACAGACAGGAGUGGAGAAAUCGAAUACAAAGAUAUUGAGAGACUGGCAGAGCAACGAGGGGUCAGUUUAGCUCAGACAGUUCGGGGCUACGAGCACCGUAACAUCAGCGAUAUCAAAGAGUUCGUCUCUGCUCUGGUUGAAACAAUGAUGACUCAUGCCCAACGAGUCACUGCAAAGAGUUCUGAUUGCUCUCGCACUAUUGGCAUCAAUACGGGAUAUUUGGGGGCUUUCGACUGGAGCAUGGAAAAGGGUGACAAAGAUUUUCUCAUGGAGUGUGGAAAACAAGCUGCAGUAACUUUCCUGCGGGAGCUAAAACAAGCUACAGGUAUCUAUCCGUCGGUUGAAUAAGGAUGUCAUCAACCCUAGAUCAGAAAGCGGAAGUUUCAUUUUUUUUAAGAAAAAAUGGUUACAGCUAGGUUGAGGUUCUGUUAAUUUAAAGGGAAUGUAUACGUUUAAUAAUUUAUGGCAGUAAAAACGUUUGGUUUAGUAAGCCUACAGCUUUCGAUAUAGUAUAAAGCAUUGUGAGAGUAAUUUCACUUCGAAGCAAUGUAGUUUUAUGCCCCCAAAUUGAAAUAUGAGAAGUGUUACCGCGAAACGUUUCUUGGAUUGUGUAAUCCAAUGGAGGAUUUUUCUUUUUGCGCGAACAUAACUGCUCCGGAUUUUCGGAAAAAUAUAAAAACACGUAUUUUCAUUUUAAAACAUCUACAUUUACAUUAAAUUACGAUUAAAACAAACCGAAAUGUUUCAAAAACCAAAGGUUAGCCGAAUUCAAGGUAGGAGGGCAUGACCUUUUCACUAAGUGUCAAGGUAUAAACGAGCAGUUUACUUUCUUUUCUAAAGUUCUAAACGAGACUUUACUUUUAAACUCUUAGACCUCCUUGAAAGUGUUUCCUUACCCUUCAUACAUAAUCGAUAUCGCCGAGGUCAAACAAUGCAAAUGCACGCAUGCGCGCUGCCACCAACUCUCAGCCAAUGAUAAGUCUUCAUAAACCUGCACGGACACGGUUUGGGGCUUGUGACGUUAUCAUCCAAGGGUUUUAUAUUCCUCAUAUCAUUGUAAAAGUUUGUAUCAUUGCAUAAUUUAAAAUGUUGUUUUCAUUUGUAGACAUAAUGCUUGAAUUGUAACUCAUUUUCAAAAUCAUUUCAUAUUUGAAUAUCAAAAAAUGUGCAUUGUAGAAACUUUAGAUUACUCAUUAGUAUUUUGGUUAUUUUAUCUAAUAUUUUAUAACUGUUGGUGUUUGUUGG